AUGCCGCAAGAACUCGCCGAGUCCAUCGACUCUUGGAGACAGUCGGUGCCUAGCCGCUUGGAGCGCGAGGAUCCUUUCCUCAACGAUGGCUUCGAAGAGCGGCCCAGCACUCGCAUCACCUUUCGCGAACCCGUGAGGCCUGUCCGUCGCCCCUCGAACCGCGUCGCCCUGAUGCGCUCAGCCAUCCCCCUCUUUCGCCGCCGCGACGGCCCCAACGCCCUGGGGGAGUCCCUCAUGGAACGUCCCGAGACGGCGCUGGGAGUGCGCGACGACGACGAGCCCGAGGCAGCGCAGGCCAGGAACCCUAUCCGCGGCUUCUUUGCUCUCUUUGGUCGCAAUCGCAAGCGCAAGCGCCGCAGCCCGUCGGUGUCGCCCGCUCCCACCGUCGCUCUCGAAGCGCCUCUGACUCUUCACUUUUUGUUUGUCGGGCCCCAGGGCUCUGGCCAGACUUCGCUUCUUUUCCGUGCUCGUUUUGGAUGCUUUCCCGAUUCGAGUGCCAUCACCCGUACCUGCUAUGAGACGUACACCAACAUCCGCAUGUACGACUCUCAGCCCGACACUUCCGGCGCGCCAGACAUGACCACCAUCGAGAGUCUCUCGUACGUGCAGUGGGACUGCAUCUUCCUGUGCUUUGACAUUAAGGAAAAGGCGUCUCUGCGGACGGUUGUGGCAUGGUGGGCUGGUGCUGUGAACCGUGGCUUUCUCAAUCAGCAGGAGAACGAGGUGCUCGUCCACCUGCUCGGCAUGAAGAAGGACGUCCGCGAGCAGUGCACCGACGACACCCAUCGCGUCCGCGGCCUUUUUGACCCUCCGAACGCGGUCCCGCUUCCCAAUUGCUGUGUGCUGCCAUACGAGGCCGCCUCCUAUGCUAAUCAGCUUGGCUGCCACCGCUAUCUCGAGUGCUCUGCGGCGACUGGCGAAGGCAUGGACCUCGUGUUUGAACAAGCCGGCCAGGAAGCGACCCGACGAGCCAUCGAAGCCGCGCGCAGACAGCGACUGGAGCCUGCCUGUCGACGCCUCUUCUACAGACAGAGGCCCAUCCAGCCUCCGACUAUGUGA
Trichoderma citrinoviride is the source of this 1059-nucleotide messenger RNA. RefSeq names its product rho type ras-like GTPase. The record is from RefSeq and is a predicted model, not a curated record. NCBI's taxonomy places the organism in Eukaryota, Fungi, Ascomycota, Sordariomycetes, Hypocreales, Hypocreaceae. The transcript has 7 exons. Gene Ontology annotation, biological process: small GTPase-mediated signal transduction. Gene Ontology annotation, molecular function: GTP binding; GTPase activity. The coding region runs from base 1 to 1059 and encodes 352 amino acids.